AUGUCUUCAACGCACCUGACAAGUAUCCCCCAGGCAGUCCGCGUCGCAGCGUCCAUCGACAACUCGGUAGACCCAGACCUGAAACAGCAGGCCAUCGACUACCUCACAAAAGUCAAGCACUUGUCAGAAGAGACAUGGCAGCUCUAUCUGCAAGGUGCCGGGGCUGAACGGCCGUCGUCCCUGGGCAGAGACGGCAAGGAAAAGCAAGAGACCAACAUGCGAAUAUUCUGUCAGCAAGUAGUUGACACUGCUCUCACACAAAAACCUAAUGUCCUCAAUGCGGAGUCCAUGAGAGCAAUGUACCAAGCAGUGGUCGAGUUUGUCGGACUGGAAUACAUCGAGGGACCAUGUGAAGGUGGACAAGCCUUUCUACGCAACAAGCUUGCCUUCACAAUAGCACAGCUGUUCUUACAUGCCUACCCUCACAUACCUUCCUAUCUCCAUCCGUUCUACGCCCUGCUCGCCCCCCCAACAUCAUCCCCGCCCAACUUUCAUCCCCAACUUCUCACCAUCCGCAUCCUCUUAGAAGUAGCUCAAGAAAUACACGACAUCACGCUCAAGGAGGCUCGAGUGAUGACGAAAGAGAGGCAAGAGCGGGAUGGGGUUAUCAGGGAUAUGAUUAGGUCUAGCGGGGACGACAAGGUGGCUGUUGAAGGGAUGUUGAGAUUGGUGGACACUGGACUGGAGAGGAUACACAAGGGAGAAAGCAUUGACAAGUGGGGCGAGACUGUUGACUCGACCUUGAAAGCGCUCAGCGCUUGGAUCCCUUGGAUUGAUCUUGGCGUGUCUUUGAAUCCCACCACUUUGAGUUUCUACCACCGAAUUCUCCGCCAACCAAUCUUUUCUUUCAGAACCUCUGCGGCCUCAAUCUACCGUACCCUUGUUGCGAAAGGCAUCCAAGAUCCUCAAGGAAGGUUGCAAGUUCUCCGAGUUCUCGAUCCAGUCAGCCUGAUCGACUCUCUCGAAUCUGAAACAGCCAACAACCAAGACGAGGAUGUCAUAGCAUUCCGUGCAAGUCUGGGAGCAGUCCUGUCAGCCUACGGCGUCUCGCUGGUGGCACUGUUUGACAAUAAUGAAUACCCAGAGCAAUUGCGCAAUGAAGCGGAAAGUCUUAUGGGCGACGCCUUGCCAUUGUUAUUGCGAUUCCUCAGUGACCGGCAAUAUGAAAUACCACUUUCGGUCUCUCCGUUCGUGUCAGAUCUUCUCAGGAUCUACAAAAGAAUGUUCAGGCCUGCUGCUCCUGCAACAAAACCCGGCCAGCCCCCCUCUCCUCCUCUUCCAGUACCCGAACUAUCACCAGAGCGUCGACAAUUCUUGGCGGCCAUGUUGGAUAUAUUGAUCAGACAGCUUGCAUGGCCGGAGGAUAUGGAGUGGGAGGCUCCGGGUAACGAGGACGAUACAGAUGAAGAAGUGGCUGCAUUCAAACAUUUCCGAGGGUCUUGUCGGUCAUUUAUUGAAUCCAUUGCUCAGAUAGACAAGAGCCUGCACACGGAGGUUGUGGCGAGAAUUGUGGCUUCGACUCUCGAUGCUUAUACGACGGGGGGAGCAGGUGUCGUUGCUUGGCAACAAGCCGAGUUGGCGUUGCAUCUGGUUUACACCUUUGGAGAAGUCUCGAAAAAUGCCACCCGAGCGGCCUUUUUCGACUUGCCCCCGGAAGUUGCCACCAAAGCCGCGCGUAACAAGUUCCGAAUCAAGGCCGACUCUCAAGCCAGUGGACGCACCACCCCUUCAUCUGCAUCCGACGCCGCCGAUCCUUCAGACAAAUUUGAAUAUGAGAAUUACCCCCUCUCCGCGCUUGGACAGCUCCUCACCAGGUCCAUGGGCUCGGGCAUAUCAUCCUACCCCCACCCCAGUGUGACGCUGCAGUACUUUGAGAUAAUUGUGCGAUACGUAGAAUUUUGGAAGCCAAAGGCGGAUGUCUUGCCUUCUUUAUUCGAAGCGAUCCUAGACGCAAGAGGUGUCCACAACUCUGAUGAAGGUGUGCGGCGGCGCUGCUUCUAUUUGUUCUCUAAGCUCUGUAGAGAGUGUAGGAACGAUACCAUCGAGCCUAUGGUCGCACCCAUCCUAGAUAAUAUCAGGGACUUGAUGGUGAUCACUGCGGAACUACCUCCUAUCGAUGGACCGGAAGACGAUCCCUUGCUCAAGGCUACCACCGGCAAGACAUACGUGGCGGACCAACUCUAUCUCUUUGAGGCAUCCGGCAAUCUCAUCUUUGCCACCAAGACCGACCCUGCCAAACAAAUGUCGCUUCUCCAAGCUGUCGCUGGACCCCUGAUCACCGGUUUGGCGUCGGCAGUAGAAAGAGCCCAGGCUGAGCCGACCGACCUGCAGGCUGUUCUGCAAGUGCACCACCACUUAGUAGCCUUGGGACAUUUCGCAAAGGGCUUCCCGAUAGUACCCGACAACCAAGUGGAAUCGCUGCCGUACUCUGUUCCCUUCAUGCAGAUGGCCGAGGCUCUGCUGCAGGCCAUUGAAAAGUUGAAAGGCAGGAGGGUUGUCAGAGAUGCGGCACGCUUCGCCUUCUCUCAAUUCGCAAAUGCCAUCGGUACCCCCGUGGCCAAAUUGGUGCCACGCUUUGUGUCAGCAGUGGUCACCGAAUUUGAGCCUUCCGAAUUGGUCGACUUUUUGCUGUUCUUGCAGCUUUUGAUGCACCGACUUCAGGGAAGCUCUUUCGAGACCAUGGACAUGCUGCUCUUGCCCCUUCUCUCUCGAAUCUUUGCCGUUCUCGGGCAGCCUGUGACUGGUACAGAUGAGGCGCAGGUCCAUACUCGUCUGAAGGACGCCUACCUUUCCUUCUUUACGACUUUGAUGAACGAGAACCUUGACGGCAUCUUCAUCACCGAUAGCAACAAGCCAGAGUUUGAGAGUGUCCUUACCGCUCUCUAUAAUCUGGUGCAGGACUAUGCGGAUGGCACUGCUCAAAGACUAGCGCUCGGUUUCUUCUCAAGGAGCGUGAUCGCUUGGGGGACUAGUGCGGAAGCGGCCGCCAAACCCUCUGUUUUUGCCGAGACCGCUCAGCCUACUCAGAGCAAAAUGGUAUCGAACGGGACUGCGCAGCCCAGCACUCAUGCCAUUUCAUUGGAGCAGAGGGCUAAACAGUGCCUUCCUGGCUAUGAGAAUUUCAUCUACCAAAGACUCUUGCCCGCUUGCUUUGAGGUGCCUGCAAACAGCGAAUUCAAUAUACGGGGUGGACAACUUAUCGUACAUGAGGCAGCAGUCCUUGUGCGAAACACUGUUCAGGCUCGAGGCCAAGAAGCAGUGGACUUUAUCCUGAACGACCUCUUGCCUAGACUUCAGUGUCCCCCCGAGAUUGCGAGGCAGUUGGUCACGAGUUUGACAACCCAACAGGCCAAGGAUUUCAAAAAGACCUUCUUUGAAUUUAUCAAAGCGAUGCGAGGCUAG
Cryptococcus wingfieldii CBS 7118 is the source of this 3402-nucleotide messenger RNA. Its product is annotated as exportin-T. Bases 1 to 3402 code for a protein of 1133 amino acids. NCBI's taxonomy places the organism in Eukaryota, Fungi, Basidiomycota, Tremellomycetes, Tremellales, Cryptococcaceae. Gene Ontology annotation, biological process: tRNA re-export from nucleus. The record is from RefSeq and is a predicted model, not a curated record. The transcript is spliced from 12 exons. Gene Ontology annotation, cellular component: nuclear matrix; nuclear pore; cytoplasm. Gene Ontology annotation, molecular function: tRNA binding; small GTPase binding.